AUGCUGGGUAUUUUCAGUUGGGGCGGAACAGAGAGCUCACAAGAACAGAAACACAUCAGGAAUGCUAUUCAUAAUAUACCCAACUACUUGGAGGGAGAAAACGAAGAUCCAAUUGACCUCCAGGUAAAAUCGCUUACUUAUGUAUUCAAGAGGCUCAAGGCAGAUCGAUGGGGUCCUUUUCUGCAGGCCGACGAGUCAAACGGUUACGGAUAUUCAAUGAAAGUAGACAAUACCUUGAGCUCUGGGAAUUACGGUAAUGAUAAACUGGAUGUCAUCUAUAAUAUCAAGAGGUUCGAAGAAAAGCUAUUCACAGACGAGCAUCGGAUACUGAUAGACUUUCCAAAGAAUAAGAUGCGAAGCUUAUUGAUUCUUUCUGACAAUACAGAUUCGUCUAUUAUUCCCUCAUUGGGAAAAGAGAACUUUCAAUUCCAUGUGUUGAAGCCUAAUGGUUCGGAUGAAGAAUACUAUAGUGUUCUCAUUGAAAAAUCCAACAUUUAUGAGGAACACCAGGUCUCAUAUAGAACCAAAAGUUCUAUUCUAGGAUCAGCAAUUAGGUACUUGGAUGGGAUGAAACCUCGGGAUGAGUUUACCAAGGAUGAUCGUGCUUGGAUAAUAAGGCAAUAUGUGAACAAAUUAGCCAUUCAUGUGCAGACUCAAAGAAUCUACCGUGAAUCUAAACGACAGGCCAGUCCUUCAAAAUCCAGGCCUGUUUCCAGGCCUACAUCCCCAACUAAAGACAGAGUUCUACCAAUUCCCAUCACCCAAUCUCGCGUUCCUGACCCUAAGUCACUACUCAGGGAUCAAACUCAGUCACCCCAAGAAAGACCACUAUCACCCCAAAAGGAGAGACCGCUAUCCCCCCAGAAGCAAAGACCACUAUCACCUAAGAAGGAUCGACCUUUCUCAACCUUCAAGGACAUACCAAAAUCUCCAGCAAAAGAAAAUGCGCAGCUGGUUAUCCCUUCUCCCUUGUCGAAAACAUCAAGUGUUCGACAAUCUACUGCAAACUCUGAUAUCUCCAACUCCUCUCAAGAAGACGAUAUUUAUGAACAGAGUGCACUAGCUGUCAGAAUUCGAUUGGACAAGGAAAGAAAAUUCAUCAAAUCCUUUAAGUUUGCCAAUCAAAACUGA
This is a messenger RNA of Komagataella phaffii GS115, 1131 nucleotides long. RefSeq lists its product as hypothetical. The transcript has a single exon. The record is from RefSeq and is a predicted model, not a curated record. Bases 1 to 1131 code for a protein of 376 amino acids. Lineage: Eukaryota; Fungi; Ascomycota; Pichiomycetes; Pichiales; Pichiaceae.